Hippoglossus stenolepis (Pacific halibut) is the source of this 6557-nucleotide messenger RNA. Its product is annotated as AP-2 complex subunit alpha-2. Gene Ontology annotation, biological process: clathrin-dependent endocytosis; intracellular protein transport. Gene Ontology annotation, molecular function: clathrin-cargo adaptor activity. The record is from RefSeq and is a predicted model, not a curated record. The coding region runs from base 175 to 3045 and encodes 956 amino acids. The transcript is spliced from 23 exons. Lineage: Eukaryota; Metazoa; Chordata; Actinopteri; Pleuronectiformes; Pleuronectidae. Gene Ontology annotation, cellular component: AP-2 adaptor complex; membrane coat.
AGGAACGCAGCCGCAGUGUGCCUGGAUCCUGUCUCCGUCAUAUCUCUGGGUCCCUGCGCUGCUGCUCUUCCUCCUCCUCCUCCUCCUCCUCCGAGCUGUGGCAAAACAACUGCGGAGCAAGUUACCUCGUAUGGUCCGAGUGUUUGACUCACAGGGGAAAGUAACAAGGAGAACAUGCCUGCCGUCUCUAAAGGGGACGGGAUGCGUGGCCUGGCCGUGUUCAUCUCUGACAUCAGGAACUGUAAAAGUAAGGAGGCCGAGAUAAAGAGGAUAAACAAGGAACUGGCCAAUAUCCGUUCCAAAUUUAAAGGAGACAAGGCUCUAGAUGGCUACAGUAAGAAAAAGUACGUCUGCAAGUUGCUUUUCAUCUUUCUCCUGGGACAUGAUAUUGACUUCGGACACAUGGAGGCCGUCAACCUCCUCAGCUCCAACAAGUACACAGAGAAACAAAUUGGUUACCUGUUCAUCUCAGUGCUGGUGAAUUCUAACAGCGACCUGAUCAGUCUCAUCAACAAUGGCAUUAAGAAUGACCUGGCCAGCCGCAACCCAACCUUCAUGAACCUGGCUCUGCACUGCAUCGCUAAUGUGGGCAGCAGAGAGAUGGCGGAGGCUUUCGCUUCGGAAAUUCCCAGGAUCUUGGUGGCAGGGGACACCAUGGACAGCGUGAAGCAGAGUGCAGCACUGUGUCUGCUACGACUCAAUAGGACGUCUCCUGACCUGGUGCCCAUGGGUGAAUGGACGGCUCGAGUGGUGCAUCUGCUUAAUGACCAGCACCUGGGAGUGGUUACAGCAGCCACCAGCCUUAUUACCACUCUGGCUCAGAAGAGUCCUGACGACUUCAAAACAUCCAUCUCACUUGCUGUGGCCAGGCUCAGCAGGAUUGUGACAUCCGCAUCCAUCGACCUACAGGACUAUACAUACUACUUCGUUGCUGCACCAUGGCUAUCUGUCAAAUUGCUGCGUCUUCUUCAGUGCUACCCUCCACCUGAGGAUGCAGCGCUGCGAAGUCGUCUCACCGAGUGUCUGGAGACCAUCCUCAAUAAAGCCCAGGAGCCACCCAAGUCCAAGAAGGUCCAGCACUCCAACGCAAAGAACGCUGUUCUGUUUGAAGCCAUCGCCCUCAUCAUCCACCAUGACAGUGAGCCCACGCUGUUGGUACGGGCCUGUAACCAGUUAGGUCAGUUCCUGCAGCACAGGGAGACCAACCUCCGUUACUUGGCCUUGGAGAGUAUGUGCACACUGGCCAGCUCAGAGUUUUCUCACGAGGCAGUAAAGACGCAUAUAGAAACUGUGAUCAAUGCUCUAAAGACGGAGCGGGAUGUGAGUGUCCGUCAGCGGGCUGUGGAUCUGCUCUACGCCAUGUGUGACCGCAGCAAUGCCAAGCAGAUUGUGGCAGAGAUGCUGAGCUACCUGGAGACGGCCGACUACUCAAUCAGAGAGGAGAUAGUGCUUAAGGUGGCCAUCCUGGCAGAGAAGUAUGCUGUGGACUACACCUGGUACGUGGAUACCAUCCUCAACCUCAUCCGCAUCGCCGGCGACUAUGUCAGUGAAGAAGUGUGGUAUCGGGUCAUUCAGAUUGUCAUAAACCAAGACGAUGUCCAAGGCUAUGCUGCCAAGACUGUCUUUGAGGCACUACAGGCACCCGCCUGCCACGAGAACCUGGUUAAGGUGGGGGGUUACAUCCUGGGAGAGUUUGGUAACCUAAUUGCUGGUGAUUCACGCUCCAGCCCUCUGAUCCAGUUCAACCUUCUUCACUCCAAGUUUCAUCUCUGCUCUGUGCCAACUCGUGCACUGCUGCUGUCGGCUUACAUCAAGUUCAUUAACCUGUUUCCAGAAGUAAAGGCCACGAUCCAAGACGUCCUGCGGUCGGACAGCCAGCUCCGAAACGCUGACGUGGAACUUCAGCAGAGAGCCGUCGAGUACUUGAGGCUCAGCUGCAUUGCCAGCACUGACAUAUUGGCCACAGUCUUAGAAGAAAUGCCUCCUUUCCCAGAGAGAGAAUCGUCAAUCCUUACCAAGCUGAAGAGGAAGAAGGGCCCGUGCAAUCUGCCCGACAUCGACGACGCCCGGCGGAAUGUCAAUGGCAACACUGAGCACAUCGAGAAAACUGAAGCCACUAACAAGUCUUCUCUUUCGCUGUUGGCAGACCUUCUACCUACCAACAGACCCCGCCCUGCCUCUUCUAGCCCCGUCAUUCUCUCUGCUGGGAUCAUGGAUUCCACUCACUCCUUCACAGACCUGCUGAAUCUUAACUCGACCCCUUCAGCAGCACCCAAUCUGCUGAUUGAUGUCUUCUCUGACAGCUCUACCCUCGAGUCCACAGACGUGUGCGAGGAAAACUUUACCAGGUUUGUGUGUAAGAACAACGGUGUUAUCUAUGAGAACCAGCUUUUGCAGAUUGGACUGAAGUCUGAGUACAGACAGAACCUGGGUCGCGUGCACAUGUUUUAUGGCAACAAGACAUCUACCCAGUUCCUCAGCUUCUCCUCAUCAGUAACAAGUUCUGACGCACUCAUGACUCAGCUGAAUGUCCAGACUAAGACAGUAGAACCCGUAGUAGAAGGUGGGGCUCAGGCCCAGCAGAUCCUCAACAUUGAGUGCGUGUCAGAUUUCACGGAUGCACUGGUACUCAACAUCCAGUUCAGGUACGGUGGAGCUCUUCAGAACAUUGCAGUGAAACUCCCUGUGAUGCUGAACAAGUUUUUCCAGCCCACGGAGAUGAUGUCCCAGGACUUCUUCCAACGCUGGAAACAGCUUGGAGCGCCUCAGCAAGAGGUUCAGAAAAUCUUCAAAGCCCAACACCCGAUGGACACAGACGUUAUCAAGGCCAAGAUCUUAGGUUUCGGCGUCGCUCUGUUGGAGCAGGUGGAUCCCAAUCCUGAAAACUUUGUCGGAGCUGGAGUCAUUCACACUAAGAACACUCAGGUGGGCUGCCUGCUCAGACUGGAGCCCAACCCACAAGCCGAGAUGUACCGUCUGACCCUCCGGACCAGCAGGGAAUCAGUGUCUCAGAGACUGUGUGACCUCCUCUCUGAACAGUUUUAGACUCAACACAGCUCCAGCAUUUUUUACACCUUUACUCUCCUUUGAUUGGAACUGAUGUAUUGUACUGUGUACAUUCUCUUUUUUAUUCAAGUUAUUUUUCACACAUAUCUUUACUAAUGUGUCACUGGUUUCAACCUAGAUUAUGUGUGUGUGAUCUAUGUGUUUGCACACACACUGUGAACACCUCUGAAUGAUCGUAUGUUCUGCAGCUCUGAACAGUUUAGUUUUAUGACACGGUCACACGUACGCAAAUGACGGGUUGAGCUCCAUGUGAAGCCACACUGGAGAUUUGCUUCACCACAGGAAGUGAACGUUCUAUUCGCCCCCUUGCUCGCACAGGUUGGAAGUGAACAGAAAGUGAAGGUUCACCGGUGUUACAUUUGCGUACGUGUGUCCAGGCCCUUAGUGUGUUUUAGCUGCUUGGUUACUGCCUUUCUUAUUCAGACAUUUUGAAGAGUCGCUGAGGAGACGUGAAUGAGACCGAGUCCGUUGAAAAUCUCAGUAGAAGAAGAAGAAGAAGAAUUUACCAAUGAUCUCAACAAUGAAUUCAGUUGUUGUAGUGUUUCAAACAACUGUUGCACAGGACUGAAAAGCUUUUCCUCGUCUCCUCACCCACUUGCACUUUUGUAAAAACACCAAAGUCAUCUCAAGAGGAAAAUCAAAGCUUUGUAAUUUUUGUUUCAUUGGGAAUAUUUUAGCUUCAUUCAGCACAAAUUUUACACAUAGAAUCCUGACACUCGGAUAAAAGGUAUGGAUAUAGAACGGCAGGUAGCAGAUGGAUAAUCAGCUUCUCACGGUGAAGAAGUCCUUUUGUUUCCAGGUUCUCUGCUUCACUUAAGUGCCUCUAAAUCUUCUCUGUCAAGAAGAGAAAGAGCCUUCAAACAGACGAGAGUCUAAAGCACCACACUACACUUCUUCACAGAACACUGCCAAACCGGUGAUAUUCCCAUGUCUGUAUAACCUAGUGUAUUUUCCCUUUUAUAAAAUGUACUUGUAUCAUCAUACUUGAUGCUUUGGCUCUGUCCAAAGGUGAAAAAGAAAUCCUACCGUCAUGUCUGAAGCAGGAUUUAAAACAUCAAGCUGCAGUUUGAUACGUCGAAGUCCUAACCCGUCUAAAACAGCAAUUUCUAUUUUUCACAUGGCUGUUUUUGUACAAACAAACAAGACAUGACAGGUUAUUUAAUUAGAGGUGUAGGUAGUGGAAUAUUGUUUUUCACCAUUGGACUCGGCGAGUAAAGCUGCUUUCGCCUGUUUCCUGUCUGUAAUGCUAAAGUAAUCAUCCUCUGACUGUAGCUUCAUUUCUUUCUCAGAGAGUGAAAGGAGAGUGAGAUCUCACUCUCAGCAUGUAAGUGAAAAGAUCAUAAACCAAAAUGUCCAUCUAUUUUUUGUCCAUGGUUAAACAAGUCACCUAUAGAAGUUAUCUUAUCUGGACCUGAAGAGCUUUACUGUGACUAUGGGCCUAUAACGUGUAUUCACUCGUGUCUUGUCAGGUGGUCCGGUUUCACUUUGUGUUUCCUGUUCAGCACAAAUGUGGAAGGUUGGGGAGUUCUGAUGUGUAGCAAGGGGUGAAAUGAUUAGUUUGCAAUGAUUAGAAGAAAGUGUAAUUGCUAGUGACCACUUGACAAUGUUCUUUCUAGUCUGUUUCCUGUAUUAUAGCGCUUGUGUUUAGUGUGAAAGGUGUUGUGAGACAAACACACAGAAUUAGCACCUGACUGAUUCUCCUCUGAAGUAUUACGUUUGUUUUAUUUUCAUCUUUAAAUUCUUUAUUCUGGUUUUACACCUGCAACUGAACUGUUGUGGCUCAGACUGAACGCUCUGCUCAGAGUCAGCACCAGAGCUGAGAUCAGACCGCUGCACACGACCUGCCCACCAGCACCAAAUGAAACGCAGUGUUUCAGUAACACACCUAAAUAAACGCUGAUCAUAGUCAGAGUUUGCUACAUGUGUAAUUAUGCUGCUUGUUAUAAUCUGAGGUGCUAAUUCAAUGUUCUGUUUACAGCUUGUUUUCUGCACAUGGCACAACAAUUCAGUGAAUGCAUGUUCAAAGCAGCAGAACCUGUGUCUUGUCAUAUUGGUGUGCAGUAUACUCAUGUGUGGGUCAGUGUAUUGUACUGACUAAACAGUACAGACACGUGCUAAACCAGACCUCUGCUUUUUACCAUGGUCCAGAUCAAGUCCUACGCACAACUUUAGUGAUAUAAUGAAAACGUAUGGAUUUGAUCAAUUAGUGAUCACAAAAAAAAAAUUUGAUUGUUGACGUGUAGCAUGAGGUUAUGUUAAACUGUGCUGUAGAUCUUUGGGCCUAAUCAAUAACAUCAGCAUGUACUGAGUGAAUCUGAUGCUUUAGCCACUCAUUGUUUUGGAUCCGUUGCCAUUUCAGCUGUAGACCUCAGUGUCUCUCUCUGUGCCUCCUAACAAGGGCUCCUAUGCCUGACAGGAAUGUGCUGGAUGUGGUGUUGCUCUUCAGUAUCCUCAUACAAAAGAUGUUUUUACAAAUAAACACAAGUGUAAUCAUAUUACUUACCUUUUUAUGGAAAUAAACAUUUACUACACUAUAAUUAUAUAAUAUGGUCAAUAUGACUCAUUUAAAACACUUUACUUGAAACCUAUGACUUAUGAGUAAUCAAGUUCAAGUCCUGGAGUGAGUGAGUGCAGAUGUUUGUUCUGCUUUGGAAGAUUCUGACAUAGACAUGAAUGUAUAUAAAGAAGUGGUGGCACCACUCAGUUGAUUUUUCUACUCCCUAUCCUGUAUUGAUUGCUAAAAAAAGAUACAACAUAUAAAGUGAGGUGAUGAUUUAAUCCCAUCCUUAUGAUUCACUUUCCAUUUAAUGUUCAACCCAUAGCAAUGUCACAUAGUUUGUUUUUUGUUAUUGAUUUCUACUUUAAUUAUAUCCCCAUGAGAAGUGUGUAUGUGUGAGCUUUGUAUAAAUGUAGCUUUUCUCACACAACUAAAUGUAAACCCGCACCAUAUGAGCGUCAUUUCAAAGAACAGCACAUAUCACACGCACGACUUCUUUCAUGUGUCUCACUGCAGAUAAACCCAGAUAUAAGGAAGAAAAAAAAUCAUCAAGGUUCAAUGAACAUAAACUGCUGCACACGCUAGUAAAAAAGCAUGAACUUAUUUCACACAUCAGUGUGUAUUCACUGUCAGGACGUCCACAUCACCUGAAACUUGCAGCAGUACAGACGCUACACUUCAUCUCUGUUCAUUGAGGUAUUGAAGGUCCACUGAAUCUUUUUCCUUAUCCUGUCCCUAAAUAUUGUCACUACAGCUUUAUUCAGUGCUCACUCUUCAACCUCUAUCAGAGGAUCCAGGCAACUUCAAGUAAAACAGAAUAUAUUUCCUCUGGACUUGAUGACAAAACCUGAGCGCCACUUUGUUUUACAUCAGAUGUACUGAACAGUUGUUUAAUGGGACUUGUUUAAUGGGACGUUGAUGUGUUGUUGAUGUCAAAGAUCUAAUGUAGCAACAGAUGUGGAAUACAAAAAAUACAUAUUGUUGAAAUAACAAA